AUGCACGCCCCUGAGAACUCUCACAUUAUCAUCCACAAUGAUCUUGUUAACCCCGAGGCAGUUGUCAUUCCGCUCUUGACACCCAGCCUUCAUGUCAAUCUUGAGGUUCUUCUAAUUCGGCUGCCAAAAAUCAAAAGUAUUGGAUCUGCCAUCUUCCAAGGAUACUUGACAAUGAUGAUCCUUAAUAUCAUAUUUGCGCUGGUCUUUCUUUCUGACGAGGAAUAA
Glarea lozoyensis ATCC 20868 is the source of this 225-nucleotide messenger RNA. RefSeq lists its product as uncharacterized. Bases 1 to 225 code for a protein of 74 amino acids. Lineage: Eukaryota; Fungi; Ascomycota; Leotiomycetes; Helotiales; Helotiaceae. The record is from RefSeq and is a predicted model, not a curated record. The transcript is spliced from 2 exons.